Molecule: messenger RNA, 681 nt
Organism: Ceratina calcarata
Lineage: Eukaryota; Metazoa; Arthropoda; Insecta; Hymenoptera; Apidae
Gene: mRpL52
Product: mitochondrial ribosomal protein L52
Exons: 4
Coding region: 225-620 (131 amino acids)
Biological process (GO): mitochondrial translation
Cellular component (GO): mitochondrial large ribosomal subunit
Molecular function (GO): structural constituent of ribosome
Source: RefSeq, a predicted model, not a curated record
CAACAUAUUGAUCGGAAACUAUAAAGAAAACUGGUGCUACAGUACAUCCUGAUUAUCAACGAAUCACAUUCUUACACACAGCGACGGCGUGACGAGUGCCGAGUCUUUCGCUAUUAGUAUUCCUUCCUAUGUGAUUGCUAUAUGAUUGUAUCAGAUUGUAUGAUACUGGAUUCAACAUAAAUAAAUGUAAAAUUGUAAAUAGAAUUUAAACGUUAAUAUUUUACAUGAAUAAAAUGUCGUUUACGGCAAUAUUUCGUGCAGCCAACUCAAGAAACUUGGCUGUAUGUGCUAAUAAAUUUCAUACAUCUGUGAUAUGUCUGGAUUUAAGAUGGAGAAUGAAGAAAGGUUUAGCAAUUAAUCCAAAUGCUGAAGGACCACUGCUAAAUCUACCAGAUUAUUCAUUCAAAGAUAAGGAAAAGCCUGUUCCUUAUCGUGCAAGGCAAUUGGGUCGUAUACAGAAGCAUCAAAAUUAUAUGAGGAGGAUAGCCCAGUUAGUUGGAGAAGUAGAUCAUGCAGUUGAGAAACACGCUAGAUUACUAAAAGAGGAGGAAGAACGUAGACAACAAAUCCUGGAUAGUAAAUUAAAGCCCAAGGGACAAAAGCUAAUUAGUAGUGAAUAAUACUGUUUAGUCAAUUUCAUGAUUUGUGAAUAAAUUUAAGAUAUAAAUUGUAUAUACAUUU